Messenger RNA from Vidua macroura (Pin-tailed whydah), 309 nucleotides. RefSeq names its product A-kinase anchor inhibitor 1 (gene AKAIN1). The record is from RefSeq and is a predicted model, not a curated record. NCBI's taxonomy places the organism in Eukaryota, Metazoa, Chordata, Aves, Passeriformes, Viduidae. The coding region runs from base 1 to 309 and encodes 102 amino acids. The transcript is spliced from 2 exons.
AUGAAGCUGAGCUGUGCAGCCGGCCUAGCAGAAGAAUGGGAUGCUGUCCAGAGGGACCUGGGCAAACUUGAGGACCUCAUAAAGUACAACAAGUCCAAGUGCAAAGUACUGCACAUGGGUGAGAAGCCAGGGACGGAGCAAGAUGAAGUUAAGCUGCAGAUUGCCAGCAAGCAGAUUGUGCAGACUGCUAUCCUCCGAGCAGUGCAACAAGUUUCCCAGGAGAGCCAGCAAAAGGAGAAGCGAACAAACACCGCUACAAGCCUCCAACUAGAAAGAGGAAAACUUACCAAGAAGCAUGAAAAGAAGUAA